Molecule: messenger RNA, 2105 nt
Organism: Canariomyces notabilis
Lineage: Eukaryota; Fungi; Ascomycota; Sordariomycetes; Sordariales; Chaetomiaceae
Exons: 1
Coding region: 92-2062 (656 amino acids)
Molecular function (GO): protein binding
Source: RefSeq, a predicted model, not a curated record
AACUGAUCGGCGUCGAGCAACUGUCACUGUCUUUUCCACGUAUUUUGUUCUUGCCUCUAUACCAUUCUCCAGUCCGUGAAGCACACGAGUCAUGGACAAGACGCAGGAAGAGCUACUUCGGCGGCCACUGUAUCUGUUUGCGCUCCCCCCCGAAAUUCUUGAAUCGCUAUCGCUCAAGGAGGAGGAGGGGCUAGCUUCGCAGCUCCAGGAUGGCGGACUCGAUGAUACACCUUCUCGGGGACAAAGCCCAGCACCUGGCUCUUCAGACAAUCUUCUCGGAGCCCAAACAUGCUCCCUCUGCGGCUUGUCCUUUGUCACGGUUCAGGAGCAGAGGGACCAUCUCAAAACCGACCUCCACCACUAUAACCUCAAGCAGAAGCUACAUGGCCUCAGACCCGUCUCUGAAGCCGAGUUCGAGAAACUAGUGGACGAAUUGGACGAAAGCAUCUCGGGCUCUGACACACCGGAUAGCGAUGAUGAAGAGGACGAUGCGCGCAAGGAAACCACCUUGUCCGCGCUGCUUAAGAAGCAAGCUUCGCUAGCUGACAAGCUCAGCUCGAGCACAACGGAAGAGGUGGAGGAACCAAAGAAGACGAGGAGAGGGACCGGGAAACCACCGUUAAUUUGGUUCAGUUCCCCUAAACUGCCAGAUAAUACCUAUUUUGGGAUAUACAGGGCGUUGUUUUCGACAGAGGAGUUGGGCAAGGAAGAGGCCAUUGUCGAUGCAAUCAGACAAAGACAGUUACCGCCGAUAUCGAUGCCCAAACCCGCUAAAGACGGUAAUGCAGCACCACCUCCCUACAAUGGCAGACAUAUAUUUCUUUGCAUGAUUGGCGGUGGUCAUUUCGCCGCCAUGGUGGUCUCCCUGGCUCCGAAGCAGAGUAAGCAUGGCUCUACUGGACCGCUCAACAGGGAGGCGGUCGUCCUGGCGCACAAAACCUUCCAUCGGUACACAACGCGGCGGAAGCAGGGCGGCUCACAAUCUGCCAACGAUAAUGCCAAAGGAACGGCUCAUUCUGCUGGCUCCUCGCUCCGUCGCUACAACGAGCAGGCCCUUGUUGAGGAUGUCCGGGGCCUCCUCAAAGACUGGAAAGCGUUGAUUGACACCAGCGAUCUGCUGUUCAUUCGGGCGACAGGCACGACAAAUAGACGGACCUUAUUCGGGCCUUACGACGACCAAGUCCUACGCCCCAACGACCCCCGCAUCAGGGGCUUCCCCUUCAGCACGCGCAGAGCGACCCAAAAUGAGCUGAUGCGUUCCUUCAUUGAGUUGACACGUCUCAAGGUCAAGGAGAUACAGCCCUCGGCCGAACUCCCCGUGCCCGACGAGGCAGCCAAACCGGUUAAACCCAAGGCCGAGCCGAAACCCUCAGCACCUAAGCUCAGCGAGGAGGAAGAAGCCGCGCUUCUGCAUACCACACAAAUCCAAGCCCUUAUCCGCCGCUCCAAACUACCUGCCCUCCUCUCCUACCUAUCGACCAACAAGCUAGACGCCAACUUCCGCUUCCACCCACCCGACACGCAACAGAACCAUCACGCGCCGACCCCGCUGCACCUAGCAGCCUCGCAGAACGCGGCCCCGCUCGUUGUGGGCCUGCUCGCGCGCGGCGGCGCCGAUCCGACAGUCCUCAACGGCGAAGGCAAGACUCCCUUCGACCUGGCCGGCGACCGCGCCACGCGGGACGCCUUUCGCGUCGCGCGCGCUGAGCUGGGCGAGGCCGCAUGGGACUGGGCUGCCGCGCGGGUGCCAGCCCCGCUGAAGCGUGAGGAGGCGGAGCGGCGGGCUGAGAGGGAGAGGAAGGAAAGGGAGAGCAAAGAGGAGCAGAGACGCAAGGCCGAGGAGGAGAGGCUGCGUGCUGAGGGACCUAGGGUUCCUGAUGGUAGUGGUGGUGGAAGUGGGAAGAAGGGUGGAAGAAUCUUGAGUGCGGGACUGCCCAAGACCCCUGAAGAACGACGGCAGGAGGAGAUGAGAGGCUUGUCUGAUGAGCAGAGGAUCCGGCUGGAACGAGAGAGGCGGGCGAGGGCGGCGGAGGCGAGGAUUAGAGCUUUACAGGGGAGCUGAAUAUAAACCGAAUUUAUGCUACGAAAGUGGCAUAUUCCAUUGC